Molecule: messenger RNA, 360 nt
Organism: Brassica napus (rape)
Lineage: Eukaryota; Viridiplantae; Streptophyta; Magnoliopsida; Brassicales; Brassicaceae
Product: biotin--protein ligase 2-like
Exons: 5
Coding region: 1-360 (119 amino acids)
Biological process (GO): protein modification process
Cellular component (GO): cytoplasm
Molecular function (GO): biotin--[biotin carboxyl-carrier protein] ligase activity
Source: RefSeq, a predicted model, not a curated record
AUGGAUCCUUCGGAGCUCAAGGGAUCUAUCUACUUUGCCCUUCAUGGUGCUACAAUUCCUGCUGAUCAGCUAUAUGCUCAAGGCAGAUCAAAGAAUGUGUGGGAGUCUCCAAAGGGUUGCCUUAUGUUUUCUUUUACUCUAGAAAUAGAAGAUGGUCGAACUGUCCCUUUGAUUCAGUAUGUGGUAGGUCUUGCUGUGACAGAGGCAGUGAAGUCUGUUUGUGACAAGAAGGGGUUGCCUUACACUGACGUUAAGAUAAAGUGGCGAAAUGAUAUAUACUUGAAUAGCCUUAAGAUUGGAGGCGUUUUGCCUCAACGUACCGAUCAAAGAAGUUCGAUGUCAGUGCUGGUGUUGGACUGA